AUGGAGAAUCAGCCACCCAAAAGACAACGAGAUGCCUCCGACGACGAUGAGCUCGACUUGAUGAAGCUUGUGGCUUUGCGCUGCCAGCCCGCAGGAAGUUCCAAUGGCACAGGUGAGAAUGAAGCUUCUCAAAUGUCCGAUCAGGGAUCUACAGAUGUCAAAGAUCCAGCUCCAUGUUCAGAAGACACCAAGACGGGUGCAAACACAGACAUGAUCUCCCCUUGCAAACACCCUCCCAAGGAUAAGAAUCAGCUUUCCAUGCCACAAACUGUGAACAUUCGUAUGGGCACCAAAGAGAGCAUGGCCAAUGAAGCUGCCUUGGAGUCAAACCGGGAGGAACAGUUUCGAUGCACUCGUCUCGCCACAGGCCAGGAGCCCAUGGUUGGAGCUUAUGCUGUCGCUCCUACACCCGAUCAAUCCACCAGAGAACAGGAUGGCGAGAGGGAAAUCAGCAGUGAAGAAGCAGAUGAAGAAGAAGCAGAUGAAGAAGCAGCAGUCACAUCUCAUACAAGUGUAUCAGCUCGGCUCUCUAUUGCCAUGUUGGUGGAUGAAAACCAUGAUCGGCAAGCGCAGUCAUUGCCAAAAGCAGAGGAAUAUGAUCUAAACGAGCAGGCGAGAACGAGAAAGGAACGAAAAAGGAAGACUCAUUUGAUCAAAGCAACCAUCUGUAUCAGCCUUGGAGCGCUUGUUUUCGCAGGAUUCGUUCUGUUGAUUGUCUAUCUGCUUGGUUUGGAUGAGAAGGUCGAUCAACAGGAGGCCCACGACGGCAACACUAGCCAUGCUUUUACUUCACACAAUACCACGUCCAAUGAAAUUGAAGCAUAUGUUAUGGCCUUUCUACCAAACAAGACAAUUGAAGCUAUACGGUCGAAACCUGGUUCGCCUCAAGCGCGGGCUGCUCAAUGGCUGCUGAACGACAUUCCGCACUGGAAUCAUACGGAUCAGCGAGUUCUGCAAAGAUUUGCAUUGGCAACAUUUUACUAUGCGACAGGUGGAGAUGAUUGGUUUGAGAAUGAAGGCUGGCUCAACCACACCAUAAAUGAAUGCCAGUGGUUCUCGACUUGGAAAGACCCUUGCUUUGGGACUCCUGGAAUCAUGGAAUUCAUCCUUGAAGACCUAUUCUUGGAAGACAACAACCUUCAAGGCUCUUUACCUCCAGAGAUGUUUCUCCUCUCGCAUGUGGUAGUGCUUGGCUUCGCAUCGAACUCGUUGGUUGGUUCUAUCCCUUCCGGUAAGACACAACACACUGUGCGCAAAUCCUCAAGCUCGAUUCGAUUCCCACUGUGGUGCUCACCACCGCUCCUGUAG
Seminavis robusta is the source of this 1308-nucleotide messenger RNA. The record is from the annotation of a GenBank genome assembly. Lineage: Eukaryota; Bacillariophyta; Bacillariophyceae; Naviculales; Naviculaceae.